AGAACUUUUAAAUCUAAAGUUAAAGCUGCUACCCUGCAGUGUCUGCUCCAUCACCAAGCCAUGGCUGGGAUCACCACCAGCUUCCCUUUUAACCCUCUCCUUACCCAAUUAACAACGGCAACCAAAACGACUCAGUUUAUUCUUUCAUCUCUUGAAUCCAAGCUCUUUGGACUCCGUUUUCACUGCUCUAAACCCGACUCUCUCAUUUCUCUCUCCCGCGCUUCCGUUGUCACCUCCGCUCGCUUCGGUGGUGGGUUCCGUUCUUCCGGCGACCGGCGGUCCAGGCAGAGUGAUUCUGAAGAUGACCACGCUCUUGAUAUAUCUACCAUUAGGUCAGCUACUGUGAGGCUUAUUGAUGAGCAGCAAAAUAUGGUUGGAGUGGUACCUAAAAGUGAGGCAAUUCAAAUGGCUGAGAAUGCUGCACUUGAUUUGGUGAUAUUAUCCCCUGAUGCUGAUCCACCAGUUGUCAGAAUAAUGGAUUACAACAAGUAUAGAUAUGAACUGCAAAAGAAAAAGAAAGGACAGCAGAAGAAAAGUGCUGCAACUCGCAUGGAUCUGAAGGAACUUAAGAUGGGUUACAACAUUGAUCAACAUGAUUAUGAUGUGCGUUUGAGAGCUGCUCGGAAGUUUUUAAAAGAUGGUGACAAGGUUAAGGUCAUAGUGAACUUGAAAGGCCGUGAAAAUGAAUUCAGAAAUAUUGCUAUUGAGCUCAUCAGACGUUUCCAGAAUGAUGUUGGGGAGCUUGCGACUGAGGAGACUAAAAACUUCAGAGAUAGAAAUAUAUUUAUUACUUUGGCACCCAAUAAAGCCAUUCUACAGAAAUCACAGGAGCCACCAAAGAAAAGGGACAAAUCAGCUGUAAACGAAGUGUCAGCUGGUGUGUGAUUGCAUUUGGAAGUUCCAUGAAGAGUUUCAACAAAGGAUAGAUGGCAGGUAUCACCCCUUUUGAUUUAUUAAACAGGCUUAGGAUCCGUGUAUGUAUAGUUUAGUGUAAUACGACAUGUAUUAUAACACACCAAAUUUUACAGCAGAAACAACCUUUUGUAGUCUUAAUAAUUGUGAGAUUAGCUAGGACUUUACAUCA
Messenger RNA from Ricinus communis (castor bean), 1084 nucleotides. RefSeq names its product translation initiation factor IF3-4, chloroplastic. NCBI's taxonomy places the organism in Eukaryota, Viridiplantae, Streptophyta, Magnoliopsida, Malpighiales, Euphorbiaceae. Gene Ontology annotation, biological process: translational initiation; ribosome disassembly. The record is from RefSeq and is a predicted model, not a curated record. Bases 61 to 885 code for a protein of 274 amino acids. Gene Ontology annotation, molecular function: ribosome binding; translation initiation factor activity. The transcript has 9 exons.